Molecule: messenger RNA, 1379 nt
Organism: Cydia splendana
Lineage: Eukaryota; Metazoa; Arthropoda; Insecta; Lepidoptera; Tortricidae
Gene: wuho
Product: tRNA (guanine-N(7)-)-methyltransferase non-catalytic subunit wuho
Exons: 1
Coding region: 88-1215 (375 amino acids)
Biological process (GO): tRNA modification; RNA (guanine-N7)-methylation
Cellular component (GO): tRNA methyltransferase complex; nucleus; cytosol
Molecular function (GO): protein binding
Source: RefSeq, a predicted model, not a curated record
CCACACGUGUGAAUGUGAACGGCAUCCUUAACAAUUUAUUUUGAAAAAAUUUGUUAUUUUUAUAAUAUUAACGGCAAAUAAUAAAAGAUGAGUAGUAUAGAAGUAAGUGAUAACUACGUUGCUGUCACCAAAGGAUUGCGCAUUGACCGAUACGACUUUGCGAAGCACGACUGCAUCAAGAUUCCAAUAAGUAAACCUCUGGAAAACGAUUCCAUUUCUGAUAUUGUUAUUUCCUCUGACUGUAAGUACUUGGCAGUAGUAUCUACAGUUUCAAAACAGUUAACAGUGUUUGAAUUGCCUCAAUGGAACAACUACAAAAGUUUUACACUUCCAAGAAGUGCUAGCAAAAUAAGAUUCACCUCGAACAACGAACAUUUAUUAGUAGCUGAUAAAACGGGGGAUGUUCUCAUAUACGAUAUCAAUAACCCUAACGAUAGCGGCACAAAACUAUUGGGACACUUAAGCUUAUUGCUGGAUGUUUUACAAACAAAUGAUGGAAAAUAUAUCAUAACCUCUGACCGAGAUGAGAAAAUCAAGGUUUCUUGUUACCCUAAUACUUAUAACAUUCAAACAUAUUGUCUGGGCCACAAGGAAUUUGUGAAACAAAUUGAAAUUCUACCGCAUGACGAAAAUUACUUGACAAGCACUUCAGGCGAUGGAACUAUAAAAUGUUGGGACUAUUUAAAUGGAAAGCUGGCGCACACCAUAGACACCAAUGAUGACAUAAAGGAUGCUCAGCUGCUGGAGAAUUUUGUCAAAGUCAUGAAUGAUGAUGAAAUUGAAGUGGAGAAAUUGCCUAUAGUUCACUACACAAUCUCUCACUUGGAUGAUAACUCCAGUUUAUUAGUAGUGGCUGUACAUACCUGUAAUACUUUACUAGUAUACAGGUUAGAAUCAAAUAAUAACCAAUUAUGUCACAAACUUUUAGAAAGAAUUACAAUGGACAGGUUCCCAGCUGCUAUCAAAUUAUACAAAUCAUCUUUGUAUGUCUAUGAUGAUGUGGAAUGCACAGUUCAAGUUUUAAAAAUAGAAUAUAAGGACAAUAAGAUUAAUGUUCAAUCGGAUAAAGUAAUAAAGAUGUUUGAAAAAGAUGAUACAAGUAUUGACAUCAGAGAUAACAAUGAAUCCAUCAAGUUAUUGUAUAAAAGGAAAUUUGACAAUGUUCAAGAAUACCAAGAAAGGAAAAAACAAAGAUUGGAAAAAUCCAUCUCAUGAAUAAGUAAAAAACAGUCAAUUAUCAGUUCAACCAGAUAAGUUUAUUACUUUCAGUAGGUACAGUCAAACAGAAAUGUGAAGUGCACAUUUUAUACAAAAAUAAUUGAAACAUAAGUAAUGUUGGAACAGUCAUUAAUAAAGCUAACAAGUUAAUAUCUAAGCAG